AUGGCUUGUGCAACACCAGCAGCUCCAUCCACCAAGGAAACUACGAAUUAUGCGCGGCUUUGUCGACUCUUGGUGGAGCUUGGUACCAGGGCCCUUAAGGACACUUUUGAUUCCAUACACCCACCAGCAACCCUGCAUGCUGUUUUGGCGGGAAACAAAACUGUGCUGCGGUCACUGAGGGGCAAAAAGAUUAUUAAUCCAACACAAUGGGGAAAGCUAUUUCCUACUAUCCCUUUUUCCGUUUCGUCGUCAUCAUUCGACAUUACUCUGCUGAUGGUCUUGUUAAGGAAUAUCUGUGGUCUGACUGCACCUGCCACAGGUUGGGAUGCUUUGCCUACCGCAGCAGACUUGAGCCGUGAAGCCGAUAUUGCUCGAAUAAAAUUCUUUAGAAACACGGUGUACGCGCACGCUCGACACGCUUCGGUUGAUGACACAACAUUUAAUAGCCACUGGCGGGAUAUUCGGAAAUCUCUGGUGUGUCUGGGAGGACUUCAGUACAGAACUGCUAUCGACCGUCUUGCGACAGAAUGUAUGGAUCCUGAGACUAAACAACAUUACAUUGAGCUGUUGGAACAGUGGAAGAAAGACGAGGACAACGUGAAAGAUCAGUUAGAGGAAGUCAUGAAAAAGCUGGAUAAAAUCACUACUGAAAGUAAGUUAACUUGCUAUUAAAACACAUCACUCUGUGCGAAAUUCUGAAAGCUGGUUUGUUGAUUGGAGACAAGAGAGAAUAAUGGAUCAGAGAGCGAAACGCCCAGUCUAGCCCUUGCGAUUUGUGAAUUUCACCAACUGAAAGUUAUUUUUAGACCAGUUAAACGAUUGAAAUUAAUCGGAAGUUGGUUCCCGGAGAGGUCCACAAGCCCUUAUUUAGUGUUAUAAAAAGGAAAUAAUGGAUCAUUAUGCUCUCUUGGUGUGUUGUUGGGGAUAAAUACAGAAGUUUUCAACUCGAACGAUGAAAAAAGUUCUGUGCUCUCUCUGCAAUAAGACAACGCCUUAACGCUCGCUGAACAACCCGCUAGUAACAUGGGAAAAAAGGGGGUGACGUGACUAGUGCUAGGUCCCUGUCUAAAAGACGUAACAGUUUUCGGAUAAUUUUCAUAUCCGAUGUUUAAAUUAGAUUUGUUCCCAACAUGUGUCGCCAUCACAAUAUUCUGCAUUCAAUCGCUUUGAGGGAGUCGCACUUGGAAUAGAUGAAGCCUCAAACAAUCGAUCAAAACGUGCGGACGUUUCAGCAAUUAUACUUCCUUUUAAUUACAACCUCUAAAAAUAACCUAAGUGAAAUUCACGUAUCCCGGCCAACGCUCUAAGAUUCUCUCUCUGUCGCGUUAUUCUCUGUUGUUGGAGUGUGUUAAUGGUAUAAAACGCACAGUCUUCAAGAGGUUAUGAUUCCUUUCACCCUUGGCCUCUCUGACCGUUCAUAUAAAUUUUGAUCAUGAGGUACGUAAGGGAUACAUGACUGAAAAAGAAAUAUCUGGGUAUUUUUCUUUUAGUUUAGAUUAACCUUAAAAACGGUUCAUGCUUGAACCUCCCUAAAGGACCAUUUGUACCGUUUAUAUAUCACACAAUCUAAAAAUGACUCAAUUAAGUUACAGUCCUUAAUUCAAUAAUUAUUUGCGAAUUUUUGGAUGAUUUUUCGGAUGUUUUCAAUGUAAAUUUCAAGGGGGGAAGGGAAGAUGUUUAAAAUUUUGAGAAAAUCGGAAAAUAUUGGAUUUGGGGGUUCAAAAAUUAAAAUAUGAACUGAAUAAUUAGUAGACAAUUACCAGAUAGUCCACAACCCCAACAAGGUGCCUCUGAUCUCAUUAGCGGACUAACUGGUUUAUGUGUAUACCUUUUCUAACCUAAUUUACUUCCUUCCCAAAUCAACAUCAUUUCCCCAAAAACCACCCCUGAUGCUCCCUUAAGGUGAUUCCCUGGUUUUGCACUGCGCAUCUCUUACUGCGCAUAACAAGAUGGCCGCCGUAAAAAAGAGCAUGUGAAGUAACAUUAUUAAAAUGAAGUUGACUGAAGAGAAACGCUAUUGGAAUAUUUGCUUGCGGUGGUUUCUUGCCGAGGUGAGACUCAAUGUGUUGGGAAUGUGCAUUUAAACGUAGGCAGUACGCUUGUUGCUGAGUUCGACUUCCUCACGGAGAACCUCGAUAGUGGAUGUUUAACUUGUGCUUACGUACUUUGAUUUUCAUUUUAACGCUUUCUUUAUCAUAUUGUGUCCUAAAUGUGAUAUCUCGAUGUAAAUUCUGUAAAAACAGAUUUUUUAAUACUUUCUUCCCCCUUUCACAUACAUUCUAUUUUGAAACUCGCCCCAGUCCUCUCUCAAAACUCGGAGAAAAUGCAUUUGGUGCGCACUUUCUGCAGCUCUACCGCAAAAACGAGUACGGUGACCCCCAUUUUUUAUUUCAUGAUUUUAAUAAGGACAGUGCUUCCUUUCGAUGGGGAAAAAAUUGGCACAAAUCUAUGUUCACUUUUUUGGCAGUUUUACUACAUUGAGCUAUCACGGGUCGAAUAGCGCGUGUCCAAUUCAACUCUACUUUGGAGCGUAAAAUAAAAAAAGGAGCAUUAAAAGGUAUUUUUCUGGUAUGUAAGUGGAUAAACAAUACAAUAAAGUCAAAUUAUGUGCGAUACCACAUGCAUCAUCGAAAAAAUCUCUCGCUUUUGUCUAGUUUUGGGCUGCGCGCGGUUUUUGACAAAGGGUCCAAAUUAGCCGUAUUUCUCAGCAUUGUGACGUCAAAACGAGCACGGUGACCCCCACUUUUUAUUACUUUUUUAUCAUCUUCUUGACUUGUUACAUCAGUGUACCAAGUUUCAUCUACAAUCUAUGUUAGGUUCUUUUACUAGGGAAUCACCUUAAGUCCCAAUAUCCAUAUACAAAUUCUCCAAACUGAUCUCCAUACAUUUCCUUUAAGAAUUAGUUGAGAGAAUUUGAUAAAUGAUUAUGGCAUUUUCUCUUUGGUGAUCAUUUAAUUAAUUAUCAUAACUUUAUCUAUUGACAAUGUAUGGAUAUUGUUAGGAGAAAACUGUUUUUGGUCACUAUUGGCACUAAAACGGUUAACACAAUCUAUUAACGAACUGCACCUCUUAACAGACUUAACAGUGUCUUCUAAAUACUGAAGGAAGAUGACUACUGUCUGUAUGCGGAACGUUCUUAGCGCUUUCCCUUGGAGGUAUAAGUUAUAAUGAGAAAGUAAGCGAUAAUUGACUGACAUAUAAGCGCAUUGAACUUUUAGUGAAAAGCUUGAAGUCUUCAGAUAAGAUCCUGCUUGGAUGCAACACGUGUCGAGAGGGAAAUCACGAGAAUGAGCCAGUAGAGUACUUUUGUGAAGAUUGCAAAGUUUGUAAGAAAUGUGGACAGUUCAGUUCUAACCAUCACAACAAAAAGGAUGUGCAGCAGGUGCCUGUUGUGAGACAAAAUGAAAUGGCUAAAGUUGUUGAUAAACUUAAAGAGAAAGCGGUCUAUGUUGAGGCAAAGGUGAAGGAACAAACUGAUCUGAUGCAGAAAAGCCAGGAAAAAAUCUGUUCUGCUGAAAAGGACAUGGUUGAGAUUGUGGAAGAGAAGAUUCGCCUUCUGAACGCACAUAAAAGAGACAUGAAAAUGAAAUUUUCUGAGAUUCGUGAAGCACAACAACGAGAGCACGAGACUAGGAUAAGAAACUUUAAAAUGGUCGCAACCCAGACAAGGAAAUAUAUUGAAAAAGGCGAGGAUUUCUUAAAAAGAAUGAAUGGUCCUGGAAUUCUGGAAACAGAGUGUGCUGCUGACUUAAUUCGCUUUGAGAAAGGUUUGCAUGACGAAGAAAUGGAAAUCUAUAAACCUAGGCGUGUUACUUAUCGUGCAGACAAAGACUCUGUGACACAGGGUACUGUUGAAUUGGAACCUCACUGUACCGCGGCUCUUGUCCAAAGAACAGGAGCUUUUCGAAUAGCAGGAGGAAAAAGUUCACAUUACAAUAACUUGUUGGUCAGAAAGCGGAGUGGGGAACAAAAAUGAGGCAAAUUAUUGUAACGAUGGAGAACACAACACACGCCAAACACUGCUUGCGCCGCACAUGACGCUGUGGUUAACCGUUGCGGGAAGCCGUUGACUGCUCGGCCUCGGAGUCUGCAAAUGAGUCUACAUCAGAACAAAGGUCUCCGAUCAUUUAAAUCAUGCACUAGGGCAAGGACAUGAAGUAUUCCUCAAGCCGUGUAGGAAUUCAAAAGAUGGAGACAAGACAGCACAACACACGCCAAACACUGCGAGUGCAGCACAUGACGUAGUUGUUGACCGUUGUGAGAAGCCGCUGACUACUUGGCCUCGUGGUUUGCAAAUGAGUCCACAUCAGAAGAAAGGUCUACGACCAUUUAAAUCACGUGGGAAAGGGCAAGGAGUGUUCCACAAUCCGUGUAGCAUUGCAGUGAAUGAAAAGAGUGGGUAUAUUUUGGUAGCCGAGGACCUCAGUCAUCGUGUUCAGCUGUCUGAUUCUGAAUGA
This is a messenger RNA of Porites lobata, 4457 nucleotides long. Lineage: Eukaryota; Metazoa; Cnidaria; Anthozoa; Scleractinia; Poritidae. The record is from the annotation of a GenBank genome assembly.